CGGUAAGGUUCGCUACGCUUGCCCGCACCACAUCAACAUUCCUUCUCUCAAGUCAAUACACGCCCCAAAGCCUGAUCGGAGAGCAGCGUCACUCCGACUGAAAAACCAAAACUCGGCAGCGACUCAGGAUAUAAAAAAAAAACCCUCAAUCGGUGGAGAUGAUCGUCUGCGUCGCCGUCGUCGGCCAUCAGAACAAUCCCCUGUACAUCCAGAGCUUCACGGAGGCCGACGAUGCGCUGAAGCUCCAUCACAUCGUCCACUGCUCCCUCGACGUCGUCGAUGAGCGAGUGAAUAACCCGAAGAAAUCGGGGCCGACUCUGAACGAAACGUUUCUAGGAUUGCUGUAUCCAACUGAGAAUUACAAAGUGUAUGGAUAUCUGACUAACACAAAGGUGAAGUUCAUCUUGGUGACGACGGAUUUAGACGUCAGAGAUGUGGAUGUGAGAAAUUUUUUCCGGAGGUUCCAUGCUGCAUAUGUCGACGCAGUCUCAAACCCCUUCCACGUACCGGGUAAAAAGAUCACAUCGAGGACUUUCGCAGAGAGAGUUAGCAACAUUGUCAAGUCAUUUGGUCUGAGCUCAACUGGUUGAUUGUAUAUUCAGGAAGCUUUGAUGAAACAAGUUGACACUUAAGUGUAAUCUUGCUCCUUCAUUUCGUUGUCCUGGAUUUUGCUACAAUGUUUGAAAUCUGAAUUUUUGUACCAAAGAAAUAGUUGAUAUAUGAUAUGGAGCAACUUCAUGACAUUGUUUUUACUUUUUACCCUUUGGCAUCGUCAAAACAAAGUCCAAAACUCUCGGUGUAGUACAAGUAAAUAUCUCACUGAUUUGCAAACUGGAACGGAUAAUGAUGCUCGAAAUCUGAAAAUUUCGUACAAAGAGAUAGUUGAUAAUGAUAUGGAGAAGGUAAAACCAAAUUCCAAAGAGCAGGUGAUUCUGUCUGUGCACCUGCUAGUACAAGAAAUUAAUGGAACUGAGAAAAUGGACCUAAGAUCCCUCCUAAUUCUUAAAACUCAUCAUCAUCCUCCUCAGCAAUGUGCUUGGCGAGCUCCUGCUCCUGCUGCUGUCUCUCCCUCCUUUUCUCAGCAAUCUCCUUCUCCUUGUGGGAGUUGGGAGGGAAGCGGAGUGCACGGACAGCUUCGUUGUGCAUGUUGAGGCAGAAGGCAAUCCUCGAGUUGAAUGCCAUCUGUGGCUCGUUUGUUGAGUAAAUGUCCCCCGUCUCCUUCGACACCAUCCACCCCUUAGCGUGAUCGAUCGUCGCAUCAAUUGCUCCAUCUCGGAUUGCCUUGGAGACGAUGCUCUCUGCAUCAGCCACAGGGUUUGGGGAGUCAAGCCUCAGCUUCUUGGCAACGUCAGUUAACGAGAUGCGAGAGUAGGAGAUGCUGAUGUUCCUGAGCCCAGUUCUGAUGACGUUGUGGCGCAGCCUGACAAUCAGGUUUUGGGUCCUGUCCAAGCUGAAGGUCUCUGAGAACUUCUCUGCCACAGAUUUGAAGAGCUCCAAGUCCCCUAUUCUGACAGCCUUUGUCAACUCAAAGUAAGGCCUCAAAGCAGUCUCCAUGCCUUUCUGCAUAAAGACGGUCCUUUCAGGGAUUUCUCCUAGCAGCAAUCUGACAAUGACAGCCCAUUUAGUGCACUGAAUGCGGAAGCAAAGGGCUGCAAUGGGGGCUUUCCGAGCAGCUUGUAGGAGGGACUCCUUGGCAUCUGUGUAUUCCAACUGAAUCGUCCUAAUCUUCCCCAGGUAAAAUAGGUACCUACAGAACUGCCAUAGAGAAGAAGGGCUGAAGUGAGAAUGGUAGAACAAACAUGGAGGAACCCACAUUUCUGACAUCUCUAUCAUGAAAACGCAUCCUGGAGUCCCCGUUCACUCAUGUUGCAACAAAAUUUCAGUAGACAUUAUUCACUAAUUUAAUCAAUAAAAAGGCGUAGAAGUAUAUAAUUCAUUCUGUUUACAAUAUGAAAACUAUACUAGUAGCAUUCUAUAUCAAGCAAAUCUCUGUGCAGUUGCUCGUAUCAUUCCUUCAUGUUAUUUUACCAACAAUUCAAAAACACAGCUUCCACUGGUUUCAUAAAUUAGUGGAAGUCCGGUUUGAUGAUUGCAUUGAUUGAGAAGAAGGCUGAGGCCUUGAGUAUUGCUGGUUACGUAAAGAUUAGAAGUAUCAAGAGUGU
This is a messenger RNA of Linum tenue, 2162 nucleotides long. The record is from the annotation of a GenBank genome assembly. Lineage: Eukaryota; Viridiplantae; Streptophyta; Magnoliopsida; Malpighiales; Linaceae.